Messenger RNA from Nomascus leucogenys (northern white-cheeked gibbon), 382 nucleotides. Its product is annotated as chromosome 13 C7orf77 homolog. The transcript has 4 exons. The coding region runs from base 66 to 314 and encodes 82 amino acids. Lineage: Eukaryota; Metazoa; Chordata; Mammalia; Primates; Hylobatidae. The record is from RefSeq and is a predicted model, not a curated record.
AGCAGGCGGAAGUCUGCUUCUGAGAGAGAGCUUCCUGAGAGUGAUGGUGAAAGUUACUGGAAGUAAUGGGAGCAGAGAGGGUUUGUACCAAGGCUCCUGAAUUCAUGCAGGAUGAAGCAGAAAUCUAUUCUUUGACAAACAUGGAGGGCAGCAUUGGAAUCAAAGGAUGUGAGUUCAAGUCUUGGCUCUUCAAAUUCUAUCAGGCUCGCUCUCAAGUUCUUUUGUGCGGUGAAGUCAAGAAUCUGUACCUGCUCACCAGCAACAAAACCACAGUGAAGGAGCAGAAUGCCUGUCUGACUCACCCUGACAGAUGAGCUAUGGCAGGUCUGCUGUUGUAGAAAAUUCUCCACCCCAGAGGCUUUAUCUCUCCUGCAGGGAAGGC